AUGGAAUAUAUGAAUGUAGCAUAUCUGAGAUUGUCUACAGCUCUUCGCAAUAGAAGAUCCUUUUUAGCGAAAGGUCUUCAAAGGAAAACAAAUUUCUGGUCCUUUUAUUCGGAUAGAAUUGGCAAACUUGAAGGUAAGAGCACACUUGUGGUCUCUAACUUAGGGGUUGCUAAAAAUAAAGAAGAUUCUGAAUGGAAAAUUGAAGAUGUAUGGUUUGGUCUGAAUACAGGUUCCUUGUAUCAUUUUAUAUUAAAUCUCAUUACAACUGAAGGGAAAGGUUUGAAUUUAGUUUUCUGCUAUGCACCUGAAUAUGAAUGUCUUUACAAUAGUAAAAGCCAGAGACUCGUUGACGUAUUUGUAACACUUUUACGGGAAAGAUUGUUACAGUUUCCUGAAAUGUGGACUUCUAAUUGA
Molecule: messenger RNA, 414 nt
Organism: Debaryomyces fabryi
Lineage: Eukaryota; Fungi; Ascomycota; Pichiomycetes; Serinales; Debaryomycetaceae
Exons: 1
Coding region: 1-414 (137 amino acids)
Molecular function (GO): N-acetyltransferase activity
Source: RefSeq, a predicted model, not a curated record